This is a messenger RNA of Juglans regia (Persian walnut), 886 nucleotides long. RefSeq names its product probable phospholipase A2 homolog 1. The record is from RefSeq and is a predicted model, not a curated record. Gene Ontology annotation, biological process: pollen germination; pollen development; arachidonate secretion. The transcript is spliced from 4 exons. Gene Ontology annotation, molecular function: calcium ion binding; A2-type glycerophospholipase activity. The coding region runs from base 94 to 531 and encodes 145 amino acids. Lineage: Eukaryota; Viridiplantae; Streptophyta; Magnoliopsida; Fagales; Juglandaceae.
AGGAAUUAGGAACCGAAGAAGAUAUCAACGACGACCUCAAUAGGAGUGAAUCGUAAGGGGAAGGUCACAGACGACUCAAUUUUGCCAGCGGAAAUGCUGCGUGGUGCCGGAUUCUCCCUUGUGCCCGUGGCAUUGGCCCUCGUUUUCACCUUUCUCACCUUCGUCGCCGAGUGCUCUAUCAAUAACUCCGAGGUAACGUGCAGCAGAACCUGUGUUGCCAAGAAUUGCGAUAAUGCUGGGAUACGGUACGGAAAGUACUGCGGAGUAGGGUGGACCGGUUGUCCCGGAGAAAAACCGUGCGAUGAUGUCGAUGCUUGUUGCAAAAUUCACGACGAAUGCGUCGGAAAACAUGGUUUGAACAAUGUGAAAUGUCAUGAGAAGUUUAAGAGCUGCAUAAAGAAAGUACAGAAAUCUGGGAAGGUCGGAUUCUCUCGGGAGUGUCCUUAUGAGACAGCUGUGGCUACCAUGGUCCAGGGUAUGGAUUUGGCCAUCUUAAUGAGCCAGUUAACUAAUUCGAAGUUUGAACUCUGACUUGCCAAAUUGAGGGCUACUCAAAUCCGAAAUCAUUUAUCAAAUAUCAGGGAAAAAAAAUGGUUGAAUCUGAUUUUACAGAUAUAGGACUUUGUUAAUUAUCAAUAGGUGGAUCCGAUGGUCCAAUCUGGUUUGGGUCGUGUCCCCAGUUCUGAGAUAAAAAAAUCAUGUCAAUUUCUCUUCCUCUUCUUUUCUUCCGUUACGCCUGAUGGAUAGAAUUUGUAGCAAAAGAAACCAGUUUUUUUCUUCAAGAUGUAUGUUUGGGAGCUGGUUUGGGUUGUUGAGAUGGGCAUAUCACGUCAUAACCAUAGAUUGAAUUAGUAUGUUUUUCUAAGACAAGGUGAUAUAUUUUUUA